AUGCGAUUUCCCGUCGAACGCCUUGCAAGUCUGGCUGCGUUGAUCGACGUUGGAGUCAGCUACAACACCAACGAUCAAGUGGGUGUUGAUAUCAGCUAUGGCUCUUUCCAGAAUCCAUCAGUCCACGUCCGACCGCGCUUUCGCUACUGGAUCCCAGACGCCAGUGUAAACCUCAGCCAUGUAGCUGCAGAUUUCGCUACGGUCAAAGCGGUCGGGAUGGGGGGCCUCGAGCUACUUGGAUACUACCUCUACGGGGACUUCCCGACGGGCGUAGCCGAAGGUGGACCGAUUCCAGUAGACUGGACCAAAUAUGGCUGGGGCACUGAUGCGUGGAAGACAUUACAAGACACCGCCUUGAGGGCGACCAAAGAUAAUGGGAUGAUCAUAGAUCUCGCACUUGGCCCGAACCAGGGUGCUGGUGUGCCAGCUGAGACAAACGAUCCUGGCAUCAUGUGGGACCUCUGGCCCUUCAACACUUCCGUGCCCCUUGGACAAUGCUUCAAUGGCACAGUCCCUGGCUGGGGACAAAUCGAGGGUGGCGAGUUCGUCGCUGCAACUAUUGGUCUAGUGGUUAAUCAGAAGGGUAAUCUAACUUUCUCGGCGUCACCAGCCUGGACUGGACACAACUACACUGGUAAUAACCUCACAGUUUCUGUGGCGUCGUUACAGGACAUCACCCAACAAGUCGAUAAUGCCACCGGUCAUGUUAGUAUUACAUUUCCCCCAUCAAACAACACUGGCAUCGAGUGGCAAGUCUUCGCCUACUACCAGAACCAAACCAACUACCACGAGCAAGCUCCGCCAUGGUACGUCAACACCAGUGUGCCUCAGUCGCCAGUAACAGAGUUCCGUGAGAACGGCAGCUGGGUCGUCGAUCAUUUCUCUUCCACGGGUGCACAGCUUGUGAUUGACUUCUGGGAGAACUAUCUACUGGGCAACGGCUCAAAGGAACUUAUACAAGAGGUUGGUAAUUACGUUUGGGAGGACAGCCAAGAGUUCGGUGCUGGAACCCUGAUAUGGUGGACGCCAAAUCUGCUGAGAACGUUCGAAGCACAACGAGGCUAUGAUCUGACCAAGUAUCUUCCUUUGAUUUAUCGGGUUAACAAUGAAGCACCGGCGCCGCUCGCCAGCCCAGAUCACUAUUAUACAGAUGAGAGCGAUCAGGGUCAAAGCUAUAUCAAUGACUACUGGCAAACACUCACCGAAUUAAACCAAAUUUAUCUCGAUGUCUUCACGAAUUGGAGCACAAGCUCUUUACAGUCUCAGUAUUCUGCACAAGUCGUGUACAACCUGCCCAUGGAUAUGCUAGCCAACGUGCCACACGUUAACGCACCCGAAUGUGAGUCACUGGGCUUCAACCACCUCAUCGAUGGCUAUCGCCAGUACUCUGGUCCCGCAAAUCUAGCCGGCAAACGUGUCAUAUCCUCCGAGCUCGGAGCGCAACGUAAUGAAGUCUACAGUCAGACACUUCCCGAACUCAUCUGGGACAUCAAGAGAAGUAUCGUCGGGUCGGUCAAUCAAUUUGUUCUGCAUGGCUAUCCCUUCAGCGGCACAUAUCCAAACACCACCUGGCCAGGAUUCUCGACCUUCACAUACCGUUUCUCGAACAUGCAUGGGCCAAGACAGCCGGCGUGGGAAUACUACGACGAUUUUAUGAACUGGAUCGCACGGACACAAUACGUUGCCCAGAGUGGCAUACCUAAGAUUGACCUAGCGUUUUGGCUGAAGUCUGAUGAGUACUUCUCGGUCACUAAUCAGUAUUGGCCAGAUGAUCUACAGAAAGCGGGAUACUCGUACGAGUACCUCAGUCCAGACAACUUCAAUUUCCCUGAAGCUUACGUGGGUAACGAUACCUUGGCGCCCGCUCGUCAAGCUUUCAAGGCCCUUAUUGUCCGGGCUAACGACACGCUGACCGUCUUCGGCGUAGAUCGCCUUGGAGACUUUGCUCAAUCCAGUCUACCCAUCAUCAUCUCUGGAGGCCUACCGGAGAAGUUGGUAGGCUACAAUCAAAGCGGCACCGAGUACGUACGCUCGAAGCUUGCUAGAAUCGCUCAGAUGGAUAAUGUGCACAUCGUGCCUUAUGACAAUCUUGCUGCUUCCCUGGCUGCACUGAAGGUCAUGCCCAGGACAAGUGUGAGCAGCGACAGGAUCUGGUAUACGUAUGUCCGUGAAGAUGCCAACGACUCAAUAACCUAUGCAUACGUCUACAACGAUGCAUAUGAUUCGGAGCUCGGCCAGGGGGCAUCGUCUGGCUCUGUCACGUUUGAGUACACCGGUGUCCCUUAUACAUACGAUGCAUGGACUGGUGAUACCUCGCCCAUAAUCGCCUACCAGCAGACCAACACAAGCACAACCAUACCAUUUAACCUAGCGGGCAACCAAAGCAUCAUUGUCGGCUUCCACCACAACGAGACGACUUCGCCUAGCGCAAGAGUACUUUCUUUGCCGAACACGGUGUACAGUGCCUCAAGUCAACAUGGAUACGGUGGCACAUCUUGCUCCCUCAAAGCAAGCAACACAUCCGAGCCAGUCCUGCUUUCGAAUGGUACAGCAAUCCACUUGCCAACGACCGCCGCAACCCUCAAUCUCACCCACUGGAAUUUGACAAUCGAGUCCUGGACCUCCCCCAGUGACCCGUAUGCACAACAGACCGAGGCCGCAACGUCAAACACCACGUACACUCUCGACGGGCUGAAGCCGUGGAACCAGAUUUCCGAAGCCUUACGCAACACUUCUGGUCGCGGCUUUUACACAACAACAUUCACCUGGCCGCCACGCAACAGCAGUUCCAGCGCGGCAAACGGCGCAAUUUUGCGUCUGGGCGCCGUCGUCCACACAGCACGAGUCUGGGUGAAUGGGCAACAACUGCCACCCCUAGACCCCACAGAUGCCAUCGCAGACAUAGGCGACCAGCUCACCCACGGGAGCAACACUAUAGAGAUCGUGGUGAGCACAACUCUUGGGAAUGUUCUGCGGCCGAUUUACGCGAGCAUCAGAUCGAGCGGGACGACCUGGCUCGGGCCACAGCCCUUGGAGCAGGAGUACGGAUUGGUGCAGGAUGUGCUGGUUGUGCCAUAUACCACGACCACGAUAAUGCUGUAG
Molecule: messenger RNA, 3102 nt
Organism: Recurvomyces mirabilis
Lineage: Eukaryota; Fungi; Ascomycota; Dothideomycetes; Mycosphaerellales; Teratosphaeriaceae
Exons: 2
Coding region: 1-3102 (1033 amino acids)
Source: RefSeq, a predicted model, not a curated record